GAGGGCAGGCCUUGUAAAAAAAAAAAAAAAAAAAAAAAAAAGACUUACUUCUUUUUAUUUUUAUUAUUUUUAAAUUAAUUAAUUAAUUAAUUAUUUUUUGAGAUGGAGUCUCACCCUGUCGCCCAGGCUGGAGUGCAAUGGCGUGAUCUUGGCUCACUGCAACCUCCACCUCCUGGGUUCAAGUGAUUCUCCUGCCUCAGCCUCCAGAGUAGCUGGGAUUACAGGCGUGAGCCACUGCGCCCGGCCUCUUAUUUUUAGGCAGCAUCUCACUCUGUCACUUAGGCUGGAGUUCAGUGGUGCCAUCAUAGCUCACUGCAGCCUCGACCUCUGGGGUUCCAGCAGUCCUCCCGCCUCAGCCUCCCGAGUAGUUGGGACUACAGGCGCAAGCCACCAUGCCCGGGUUUUUUCUGUUUUAAUUUUUAUAGAGACGGGGUCUCACUUUCCAUCCAGGCUGGAAAGGAUGCCUGGAUGCCUUUUAUUAUUAUUAUUAUUAUUAUUAUUUUUAGAUAGAGUCUCUGUCGCCCAGGUUGGAGUGCAGCGGUGUGAUCUCGGCUCACUGCAACCUCUGCCUCCCGGUUCAAGCUAUUCUCCUGCCUCAGCCUCCCGAAUAGCUGGGAUUACUGGCUCCUGCCACUACGCCUGGCUAAAUUUUGUUAUUUUUAGUACAGUCGGGGUUUCCCCAUGUUGGCCAGGCUGGUCACGAACUCCUGACCUCAAGUGAUCCGUCCGCCUCGGCCUCCCAAAGCUCGGGGAUUACAGGCGUGAGCCUCCGCGCCCAGCCCUGGAUGCCUUGUAAAUCACUACUCACCCAGGAAGAGCCAGCGACAGGCCCCGCCCCCCGCCAACCGCCUCGCGCCCUCCGUCGCCCGGUUUCCAUGGUGACGGGGCGCCAGGCUAGGGCGGCCUGGCCACUGAGCUGGGGUGCAGUGGCAGCAGGAGGGUACCUGGCGACGGCGAUAUGAGCGGUGCGGGGGUGGCGGCUGGGACGCGGCCCCCCAGCUCGCCGACUCUGGGCUGCCGGCGCCAGCGCCCCUCUGUGGGCGUCCAGUCCUUUAGGCCGCAGAGCCCGCAGCUAAGGCAGAGCGACCCGCAGAAACGGAACCUGGACCUGGAGAAGAGCCUGCAGUUCCUGCAGCAGCAGCACUCGGAGAUGCUGGCCAAGCUCCAUGAGGAGAUCGAGCACCUGAAGCGGGAGAACAGGGAUCUCCAUUACAAGCUCAUAAUGAAUCAGACAUCACAGAAGAAAGUGGGGACAGGUUCUGGGGGACCUGGACAGAUGCCGCUACCUCUAGCCGUGGCUGGACGAUGUUAUGCAGCCAAGCACAGCACCUGCUGCUCUCAGCCAGGAGGCAAGCAUGGGCAUCUUGCAGGCAGUGGCGCCGACACUGUGCGCUCUCCUGCAGACAGCCUCUCCACGUCAAGCUUCCAGUCUGUCAAGUCCAUCUCUAAUUCAGGCAAGGCCAGGCCCCAGCCCGGCUCCUUCAACAAGCAAGAUUCGAAAGCCGACAUCCCCCAGAAGGCGGACCUGGAAGAGGAGCCCCGACUUCACAACAGCAAGCUGGACAAGGUUCCUGGGGUACAAGGGCAGGCCAGAAAGGAGAAAGCAGAAGCUUCUAACGCAGGAGCUGCCUGUAUGAGGAGCAGCCAGCACCAGGGCAGGCAGAUGGGGACGGGGGCACACCCCCCAGUGAUCCUGCCCCUUCCCCUGCGAAAGCCCACCACACUUAGGCAGUGCGAAGUGCUCAUCCGCGAGCUGUGGAAUACCAACCUCCUGCAGACCCAAGAGCUGCAGCACCUCAAGUCCCUCCUGGAAGGGAGUCAGAGGCCCCAGGGGGCCCCAGAGGAAGCUAGCUUUCCCAGCGACCAAGAAACCAUGCAUUUCCCCAAGGUCUCCACCAAGAGCCUCUCCAAGAAAUGCCUGCUUCUGAGCCCACCUGUGGCGGAGCGUGCCAUCCUGCCCGCACUGAAGCAGACCCCGAAGAACAACUUUGCCAAGAGGCAGAAGAGGCUGCAGGCAAUGCAGAAACGGCGCCUGCAUCGCUCAGUGCUUUGAGCCACCCGCAUCUGGUCAGUGCCAGGCCCACCAACCUGCAGCUGGAGACUGGCUCUCUAUAGCAUUUCCUGAUACUUCCACUACUUUUAGGCCUGGCUGAAUUCCAAAUUCCAAAAUAGAUGGCACUCAAGAUAGAUAAAGUACUUGAUCUCCAAACUGACAAACUGUUUAUUUUCUAGCUGUUAUUUUGCUAUUUGGCAUUUACAUAAAAGCACAUGAUGAAGUAGGUAUCGCCUUACCUGUUGAAACUGAAAAUAAAGCUUGUUUAUUUCCAA
This is a messenger RNA of Symphalangus syndactylus (siamang), 2328 nucleotides long. Its product is annotated as coiled-coil domain-containing protein 74B-like. The record is from RefSeq and is a predicted model, not a curated record. Lineage: Eukaryota; Metazoa; Chordata; Mammalia; Primates; Hylobatidae.